GUUACUCCUCCGCCAACAAAUUCGCAUUGACCAUGGAACACAGGCCACAGAGCGAGCGAGCUACGGAGGUGAGAAAUGAAAAAAACCAAUAAAAUGGCAAACAAGUAUUAAUGUAAGCGGCGCUAGCUGCUGGGCCUGUCAGACUCCUCUCGUAGCUCUCUUGUCCCUGCAUCGUGUUCCUCUUCGAAGACGGUGGAAAAUGGGCGAGAAGAAGAAGAAGAAGUUGUUUUUCUCUCUGCAUUUACCUCAAACAGCUCUGCUAUUGCUGCUGUUUGUUCUCAAAAUGUCGUCUUUGGCGGUCUCGUCUUCUUCAUCAUCAUCUUCUUCUUCGGGUAAUUUGGAAGCAGACCGGAUCGCACUGUUGGAGUUGAAGGCGGCGUGCGACUCCUUCGGGAGGUUGGCGAGCUGGAACUCCUCCGACCCGUCUCCGUGCGCGUCGUGGCACGGGGUCACCUGCGUCGGCGGCCGCGUCACCCGCCUCGUCCUCGAGGGCCUCUCUCUCGCCGGCCCGGCCUGCCUCCCUGCCGUCACCCGUCUCGACCAGCUCCGCGUCCUCAGUCUCAAGUCGAACCGCCUCGCCUCCCCCAUCCCUGACCUCGCCCCGCUUUCCGCACUGAAACUCCUCUUCCUCUCCCACAACCAGCUCUACGGUCCGAUCCCGCCGUCGAUCUCCUCACUUGUUCGCCUCUACCGCCUCGACCUCGCCUCCAACAACCUCACUGGUUCGAUCCCCAACUCGCUGGCCCGGCUUGGUCGCCUCCUCACUCUCCGGCUCGACCGGAACCGGCUAUCCGGUUCCAUUCCCGGCCUCGUCCUCCCUCGCCUCCAGGAUCUUAACCUCUCUUCGAACUUUCUCUCUGGCGCUAUGCCCCCCUCGUUUUCGGCUUUUCCCGCUGCCGCUUUCGAAGGGAACCCUGCACUCUGCGGUAAGCCCUUCUUUCCUUGCCGCCCCACCGCCGGUGCGGUGGACACCGUCCCCCCGGCCGCCGUGGCGUCUGCUCCCCAUGCCAAACCUGAGUUCGUCAAUCCAGGCCAAACCGCGGGCGGUGAUAAUCGCCAGGGGAUGAAGAUGAAUCGAGUGGUGGUGGUCACCAUCGUCGUGGGCGACUUCAUCGUGCUCAUCCUUGUCUGCGGCCUCCUCUUCUGCUACUUCUGGCGCAAGUUCGCCCGAAGAGCGCCCCUCAGCCUUCGCGAGGGGGAAAAGAUAGUCUACUCCAGUCCCUACGCGUCAUCCCACGUCAGCACCGCCGGUACCACCACCGGUGGCGGAUUCCAGAGGGGGAAAAUGAUUUUUUUCGAAGGAACGAAGCAGUUCUUGCUGGAAGAUCUCUUACGGUCCUCGGCGGAGAUACUGGGGAAGGGAGGAUAUGGGACGGCCUACAGGGCGGUGCUCGACGACGGCACCGUCGUCGCGGUGAAGCGUCUCCGUGAAACCCACAAGCGCGAUUUGGAGAGCCAGUUGGAGAUCCUCGGCCAAUUGCGGCAUCCGAAUCUUGUUUCCCUCAAAGCUUACUACUAUGCUCGCGACGAGAAGCUCCUCGUCUACGAGUACAUGCCCAAUGGCAAUCUUUUCUUUCUUCUCCACGGCAACCGAGGGCCGGGCAGGAUGCCGCUGGAUUGGGCGUCGAGAGUGCGGAUUGCAGUAGGGACGGCAAGGGGAUUAGCGUUCCUUCACCAGGGGACGACUCGGUCGCCUAAAUUGGCCCACGGCAACAUCAAGUCCACCAACAUUCUCCUCGACAAUGCUGGCAACGCGCGGCUUUGUGACGCCGGACUGUCGUCGUUGGGUCCAGCAUCGGCGGCUUGCCUCACCGGCGGGUACCGGGCUCCCGAGGCGCCGGUCGACAGGCGGCGCUCGUGGGCGUCGCAGCGAGCGGACGUGUAUGCUUUUGGGGUGGUGCUGCUGGAGUUGCUGACGGGGAAGCCGGCGGUGCUGGUCGGCGACGGGGUCGUGGAGGGCGCUGAUCUGCCGGGGUGGGUGCGGUCGGUGGUACGAGAGGAGUGGACGUCGGAGGUGUUCGACCUGGAGCUGAUGCGGUACAAGGGAAUCGAGGGGGAGAUGGUGGCGAUGCUGCAGAUUGCGGUUAGCUGCACGGUGGUGGCGGCGGACCAACGACCCAAGAUGUGCAGCGUCGUGAAUAUGCUCGAAGAAAUUCGCGGCGGCGGCGGCGGAGGUGGCGUCUUCUCGCCAUCCCGCCACUUGGCAUCGGAUUCCGUCUCCGCCUCCGACGCCACUUGACUGGUCGAAUCUAAAACAUCGCGGACGUCCAUUGUUUUAUCUCCACUCAAUUUUAGUCCAAAUCCAUUGCGAUCCAUCCCAUUAAAGCUCCUCGAACGACCCCAUCACAUCGAGUCAGUUUGCUCGUGCGUCGUGUGUCGAAGUCUUGCCACUGGCAGUGAAGUUCCAACGUUGUUGUGAACUGACAAUAUCAGCAUUGGUCCGUAUGAAUUGUAUCCGUACUACGUGUCAUUUUGGUUUUAAAUAAAAACAAUUUCUACUGCA
This is a messenger RNA of Zingiber officinale, 2503 nucleotides long. Its product is annotated as probable leucine-rich repeat receptor-like protein kinase At1g68400. Gene Ontology annotation, molecular function: protein binding; ATP binding; protein kinase activity. The coding region runs from base 200 to 2239 and encodes 679 amino acids. Lineage: Eukaryota; Viridiplantae; Streptophyta; Magnoliopsida; Zingiberales; Zingiberaceae. The transcript has 2 exons. Gene Ontology annotation, biological process: protein phosphorylation. The record is from RefSeq and is a predicted model, not a curated record.